UUGGAGUCAAGAUGGCUGCCUCGUUGAUGAGGUUUAUCCGCGGGGGUUUAAGUAGAAGCGUAAACGUUGUUAACCGGAAUGCUGCACUAAUCCAGACAAGGACUGAAGCGACAACAGCCGAGACAAGACCUACUGUUAAGCCAAAGGAUGCCGUUUCUCAUAACCAGCUGGCCCAGUUUGGGCAAUACAUAGCUGAGAUUCUUCCCAAGUAUGUGCAACAAGUUCAGGUUACAUGCUACAAUGAAUUGGAAGUUAUGAUCCAUCCAGAGGCAGUCAUACCCGUGCUGACCUUCCUUCGGGAUCACACCAACGCUCAGUUCCGCAACCUGACCGACCUCACUACGGUCGAUGUUCCUUCUCGGGAAAACCGCUUUGAGCUUGUGUACAAUCUGCUGUCACUGCGCUUCAACUCUCGCAUCAGAGUUAAAACAUACACCGAUGAGCUGACCCCCGUCGACUCUGCCGUCCCUGUGUUUCAAGCAGCCAACUGGUAUGAGAGAGAAGUGUGGGACAUGUAUGGAGUUUUCUUUGCCAAUCACCCGGAUCUAAGGCGCAUCCUGACAGAUUAUGGGUUUGAAGGCCAUCCAUUCAGAAAAGACUUUCCUCUUUCUGGAUAUGUAGAGGUACGCUACGAUGAUGAGCUGAAGCGGGUUGUAGCAGAGCCUGUGGAACUGGCGCAGGAGUUCAGAAAGUUCGACCUGAACAGUCCAUGGGAGGCAUUUCCAGCGCACAGGGAGCCCAAAGAUGCGCCCAAACUAGAAGCGGGAGACAAACCUGCAAAUUAACAUUUUAAAUGUUCUGCUUUGAUGGAUGAGAAUACCUGACACACCCUGAUACUAUUAUUUAUGUAAAUAUGAGACCAUCUGUUGACGUAUACACCUUCAAACUUCUGAAUAAAGCGUUAAUCCAGAACUAA
Trichomycterus rosablanca is the source of this 916-nucleotide messenger RNA. It is a transcript of the gene ndufs3, whose product is annotated as NADH:ubiquinone oxidoreductase core subunit S3. Gene Ontology annotation, molecular function: NADH dehydrogenase (ubiquinone) activity. NCBI's taxonomy places the organism in Eukaryota, Metazoa, Chordata, Actinopteri, Siluriformes, Trichomycteridae. The transcript has 7 exons. The record is from RefSeq and is a predicted model, not a curated record. Bases 12 to 785 code for a protein of 257 amino acids.